AGGUUUUCCGGUAUCUACCGGGAAGCCCUCGUUUUCUGUUUGUGAAAGAAGUGACGUUUUCUUUAAACAAAUUAACGCGUGUUUGUUCGUAGCUCGCCGGGCUCGUGGGUAGAAGCUUGAUUUGGUUUUGCUUCCGCCCUGCAAGCCCGGUAGCUGGGAAUAAAUUUCGCUUAGCUCCCACUGUGGAUGCUGACGCGCUGCACCCGGUUGCUGGGAGCUAACGCGUGGCUUCCGGGGCCGGCUAGCUGCUUCCUCUCCCAAGUGUUGCGGGAGCGGUAGCUUUCCGAAGCUGCGACUAGCAGCCCUGCAGGGCGCCCCAUGGCGUCCGGCCCCGCGCAACCUGCGGCUUUGAGCGCCGAGCAAGCUAAGGUGGUCCUGGCUGAAGUCAUCCAGGCAUUCGCGGCCCCGGAGAACGCGGUGCGCAUGGAGGAGGCUCGGGACAAUGCUUGCAACGACAUGGGCAAAAUGCUGCAGUUCGUGCUGCCGGUGGCCACGCAGAUCCAGCAGGAGGUCCUCAAAGCCUACGGCUUCAGCUGCGACGGGGAAGGGGUCCUGAAGUUUGCCCGCCUGGUGAAGUCCUACGAGGCCCAGGAUCCUGAGAUUGCCAGCUUGUCCGGAAAGCUGAAGGCCCUGUUUCUGCCGCCCAUGACGCUGCCCCCGCACGGGCCUGGAUUAGGGGGCAGCGUGGCAGCCUCCUGAGGGGGGACCUGUGUUAGGGAGAAGUGCUGCUCAUCCUGGAGCUCUUGUACCGCAGCUGUCCCCAGAGGAGAAUAAACAUUGCUAUUUCUUGGCCUCAGCGUGGCCUCCCCACUUGUUA
This is a messenger RNA of Gracilinanus agilis (Agile Gracile Mouse Opossum), 817 nucleotides long. It is a transcript of the gene C5H12orf57, whose product is annotated as chromosome 5 C12orf57 homolog. The record is from RefSeq and is a predicted model, not a curated record. Lineage: Eukaryota; Metazoa; Chordata; Mammalia; Didelphimorphia; Didelphidae. The transcript has 3 exons. Bases 319 to 699 code for a protein of 126 amino acids. Gene Ontology annotation, biological process: post-embryonic development.